Sycon ciliatum is the source of this 1823-nucleotide messenger RNA. RefSeq names its product RNA-binding protein 34-like. Gene Ontology annotation, molecular function: rRNA binding. Lineage: Eukaryota; Metazoa; Porifera; Calcarea; Leucosolenida; Sycettidae. Gene Ontology annotation, cellular component: nucleolus. The transcript has a single exon. Bases 205 to 1320 code for a protein of 371 amino acids. Gene Ontology annotation, biological process: maturation of LSU-rRNA from tricistronic rRNA transcript (SSU-rRNA, 5.8S rRNA, LSU-rRNA). The record is from RefSeq and is a predicted model, not a curated record.
CUGUUCUACAAAAAUGUAGCUGUUGGUGCUUUUUGUUUGUUUCCUGUUUGUAUGUUGCAUCGUGAAAGUAUUUACAAAUACCCGCACAUGCACUCUGGCUGUAUGGAGGCAGUUCUACUGAUGUAAAUAACUAAUGUUGCUGUUUGGAAGGAGGAGAUAAUAAGUAUUACCUCUUUUACUAUCCCAUUUACUGGUGCUGCAAUCAUGAGCGCAAAGAAGGCAGAAUCCAAAGAUAUUGAAUAUCAACCAGGCGAUAUUGGAAAGAAAAUCGGCAAGGCUAAACACCUUUCCAGCAGCGUUCUCCCCUUCGCUGGGUUGUUCGAGGGCGUAUCACGACCUUCUGGCCGCUUGGUAGUGUCGACCUCGGCUCCAUUGCCACCUCCAGUAUCUGACGAAGCUGCCAAGGGAACUGGAAGUGUUUCUGCCAGCGAUCGUCAUGCUGUAUCAGGUGAUGCAGCAGCAUCAGGUGCUCUUGGAAAAAAGCCUGGGGCGCGAAACAGAAAGAAGAAGGAAAGGGCUUCUGAUCCCGAACGUGACCAGCGGACUUUAUUCAUCAGUAAUUUACCAGUGACGUAUUCCCAGAAACAACUAUCGCGUCUCUGCAGCGAGUAUGGCCUCAUCUCGUCAGUCCGAUUCCGUUCUGUUGCCAUUUCCAGUGCGGAAAAGUCGCGCAAGGUGGCUGUAAUGAAGCGAGAGUACGACACGGAGCGAAAUGUUAAAAAUGGCUAUGUUGUCUUCUGCGAGGAAGAUGGCGUGCAGAAGGCGCUGGCUCUCCAGAACAGAGUGAUUGAAGGCCGUCACAUCAGGGUGGACGUUGCUUCCGGCUCUGGCCAUGACUACAAGUCCAGUGUGUUUGUUGGCCAUUUGCCGCCAAAGGCAGACGAAGAAAGUGUGCGAGCAUUUUUCGAGGAGAACUGUGCUCCUGUGGUCAGCGUCCGUCUGAUCCGUGACUCAAAUGGCGUGGGCAAAGGCUUUGGCUAUGUGAGAUUUGUGGAAUCCAGCAGUGUCCUUCUUGCACUCAAAUGCCACCAGUCCGAGUUCCAAGGCAGGCAAAUUCGAGUGUUCAAGGCGAGAAAGAACUUCACCAGCACACAAGCCAAGCCCGAGGACAAAUCCCGGCGCAGCUUUGCCGGUGAGUAUGCCAAGAAGGGAGACAAGAAAGCCAAAAACUUCCAACGUCCGGCAGGUAGUGGAAAGCCGAAACAAAAGAAGCAAAACAAGAAAUCGCAGCAGGUGAAGCAAAUGAAGAAGGAGAAGCGAAUGCAGAACAUUGAGAAGCGGUCGGCCGCAAAGUCUCGCGUCAAGCCCAAGCAGUCCUGAUGCUACAGCUGAGUCAACCAGAGUGAGCAUUGCAUCCCGUUUCUGUUGUCUAUCAUUGACCUGGUGUGUGGGGUGCUACUCGCGUGCGGUGCAUUGUAAACACGACAGCACGUACAUAGGCAGUGUGAUGUCAUCUCCUCUUCCACGCUACUCUGGUGUGUAUUCUCUACUUGCUGGCCUGCUCUAGGGUACUUGUUACUAGUAUAGUAGUAAUGUUGUUGAUAUGAACCUUACUGCGUGUACAUGUCAUGCAGUGAGUUAAGUCACGUUUCAGCAAUGAUUUCAAGCCUGUCCAAGAUGCAGGUACAUAACCGUUAACGCCUAGCAUUCCAGCCAGUACGCAUUCCACAUACAGUUUUUCCAUGCAGCGCAGUGCGCCUUGAUGCUACUGCUUACAAUAAUCUACAUGUAGACGUGCAUCUGUUGUGUUGUUCUUCAUCACGACUAGUGGGUACUGUGACACGGAUCUCAUAGCAAUGACACUGCUACACGUUCGGUAUUGA